AUGGAGUCCCUCUAUCUUCAAAAACACCUUGGGACUUGUCUAACUCAGGGUCUUGCAGAAGUUGCAAGAAUUCGUCCAGUGGAUCCAAUAGAAUAUUUGGCAUUGUGGAUUUACAAGUACAAGGAAAAUGUAACUAUGGAACAAGUGAGAGAAAAGGAAAUGGCUGAGUUGGAACAUGAGAGAGAAUUAGCUCUUUUGGAACAGGAGAUGAUGGAGAGGCUCAAAGCAGAGGAGCUCCUGUUUCAGCAGCAACAGCUGGAGUUACAGCUAGAGAUGGAAAUGCAAGAAAAAGAGAGACAGAGAAUAGAAGAACUACAGAAAGCUCAAGAACAAUUAGAGAAGGAAAUGAGAAUGAAUACAGAAAAUGUGAUGAAGAGUGAUGUUCCACAUUCAGAGGUUGCAUUAAACAUUGACCAAGAUUUGUAA
Orycteropus afer afer is the source of this 426-nucleotide messenger RNA. It is a transcript of the gene DYDC1, whose product is annotated as DPY30 domain containing 1. The transcript is spliced from 5 exons. NCBI's taxonomy places the organism in Eukaryota, Metazoa, Chordata, Mammalia, Tubulidentata, Orycteropodidae. The record is from RefSeq and is a predicted model, not a curated record. Gene Ontology annotation, cellular component: Set1C/COMPASS complex. Bases 1 to 426 code for a protein of 141 amino acids.